This is a messenger RNA of Andrographis paniculata, 4430 nucleotides long. RefSeq names its product wall-associated receptor kinase-like 2. Gene Ontology annotation, biological process: protein phosphorylation; cell surface receptor signaling pathway. The transcript has 2 exons. Bases 1955 to 4216 code for a protein of 753 amino acids. Lineage: Eukaryota; Viridiplantae; Streptophyta; Magnoliopsida; Lamiales; Acanthaceae. Gene Ontology annotation, molecular function: protein serine/threonine kinase activity; calcium ion binding; polysaccharide binding. The record is from RefSeq and is a predicted model, not a curated record. Gene Ontology annotation, cellular component: plasma membrane.
UAACAUUAAUGCAAAACACACAAAGUAGUCUUGUUUGCCCAAACUCUACUCCAAUCUUAUGACUUGUAGUCUUGCAUUUUCAUUUAAAGAUUACUUAGUCUUUGGAAGUGUUCGGAGAAAUCACAAGCAGCGGAUCGAGGAGCAUAUGACGGGAAUAUUGAAGACUAGUUGAAGCAAACUUGCAUCUUCAGAGAGACAUUCAAUACCGAAAAGGUAUAAGGGUAAGGGUAAGGGUAAUGGUAAUGGUAACUUUCUUUCACCCCUCGUUCUGUGCCUGCUGGGAUAUGAAGCCUGAUUAUAUCUUGAAAUAUCAGAUAUGGUUUGGAUAUUAUUGUCGUAGACUUAUGCUAUAAAUAUCGAUAUAUUCUCACUUUAACAAUUGCUCAGUGCCCAGACAUAGAUCAUUCUGAUCGAAGUGAGUAGUAACCAAAUUCUUGUGUUCUUGUUUAUCUCUUCUUGAUUUUUUCGGAAUUUCCUCAACAGUGCCAUCAUCAUGCUUUUCAAUUUUGAUCAAAAUCAUUCCCAAAAAAAUUUAAAACUAGAAAAUUCGAACUAUUUGUGUAAAUAUAGUCAUCCAUGUUUUCUUAUCAAGAUGCACAAGCUAGCUUGGGAUAACAUACCCGUGUUGUGUGAUCAUAUGAGACGCCAAUCGGAUGCCUCGUAGGGUAAUAACUAGUUACAUCAGCACUUUUCGUCGACAGGUAGUUAAACAUGUCGAAUUAAAAUUCUUAUUAGCGACGAACGAGGUGUGUUAUAAAUCUUACACCAGGACAAAACAUUAUAGUGAUGUUGUGAAUGAGAUUUAUUUUUAGUUAGUUGUUCUAUAUUUCUUAUUUACUUAGAUGUUCUUGAGUUUGAUAUGUAUUUUUUUGCCACUUAUUCUGCCGACUUUUAUUUCUAAAGUGAAUAAUAAGGAGAUGAGGCUGCCCUUGUCCUUCUUAGUCGUAAUCAUUUCCGGUGAUCACAAUAAUAACAAUAGUAUGUAUACUAAUGAAUAUUUUCAUGUAAUCAUCAAUAUUCAUUGUUCAGAAAAAAAAUAUAUCAUUUCGAUCAAUUAUUAUUAGCAUAAAAAAUUAUGAAAAGUAAAAAUGAAAAAGAAAGACAAAAACACAGAUCAACUCAAGAACUUAGGACUGCAAUGUAUACACACUUAUUGAUUGGUAUUCUCAAUUUGUUCAACUCUUCAUUAACUCUUACACUUCUAUACAGAGAAGUAUUCCAAUUUCUCCAAAAAGUUUAAGCCAUAAGAAAUAUUGAUUAUUUAUUAAUUUCUCAAAUAUCUUAUAUAUAGUGAUGUCAAAUGGGGCGGGUUAGCCCCAGACCCUCCUCGGAUCUGGUUUUAAUAGGGCGGGUUUGGGUCUAAAAAAUUUGGUUCGGAGCAGGUUGUGGGUUUUGAGUUUUAGAUCCGGCCGGAUUUGGGCCGGGUUACGAAUUUUACUUAAAACUCGCCCCAUUCCGAACCUGGACUCGAAUUCGGAUUUUUUAAUAAUUAUUAUAAUUUAUUUAUAUUUUUAUACAAUAUAAAUUAUACUAUUAUUUAUUUAUUUGAAAAAAUUUAAAUAUAAAAUAGAACUUUAAUUCUAAAUCAAAUUUAUGUUCGCAAUUAUUUUCCUACAAUUCUAUUUAUAAUCGAGACUACUGUUGACCGCCAUCACUACGGACUAUCGUCAAUAUUGAUUGUUCUUAUUUUUAGAACUAUAAUUUUUUUGGUACAUUUUUUUUUAGCGAGAUGGGUCUCGGGGUCUGCAAAAUCCGUCCCGAAUCCGCCCCAUUUACAUCCUACUUAUAUAUACCCCACAACAAAUUAAAUGUAGUCUGUGGAAUAAUUCAAAACAGAAAGUCUUGUUAGCCCAAACUCUACUCAAUCUUAUGACUUGUAUUUCCAUUUCUGAGAAUUUAGAUUUAGAGUUGGGAAGUGAGAAUAAGAGAAUUGACAACACAAGCAGACAAGAAUAUGAUCAUGGGACUAUUUAUUACUUAUAAAGUGAUAAAGAAGAUGAAGCUGCCCUUGCCCUUCUUAGUCAUAAUCAUUUCCUUUGUUGUGUCUCUGAGUGCAACUGUGGUUCUAUCGAUCUCUUUAUCCAAACCUGGCUGCCCGGAAAUUUGUGGGAAUGUCACCAUUCCUUAUCCUUUCGGAAUUGGUUCCAAAUGCAGUGCAAAUUCCGACUUUACAAUUGUCUGUAAGAACUCCAGCAAUACUCAAAAGCCAAUCUUGAGCAAUGCUGGUAAUCUGGAAGUGCUGCAGAUCUCUCUAAAAGGUGCAAUCAUUGUAAACCAGCUUGUGUCGCAGCUAAAUUGCUCUUACAAAGACUCAAAACAGCACAGUACUCUACCAAUACCACUUCGAGGAAGUCCUUUUUACAUCUCAUCGAUGUAUAAUGCCUUCUUUACUUUGGGGUGCGAGAUAACUGUGUGGCUGCACACCAAUAUCACUAAUGUAGUUGGGGUAUGCAUGGCUCAUUGUAAAAGACAUUCAACAGACACCACUUACAAUGGCGACAACUGCUGUACUAUUACAAUUCCUGAGAGACUUCAGGAGCUUCAAUUGGAAUACCAAAGCACUCCAACGAGCAACAGUACUUUCUGUGGGUAUGCCUUCCCUGUAGAAGAUAAAUGGCUCAUUCCAAAUAAUCUUUGGCUCGUUCCAAAUAAUCUUUCAUCGAAUCUAUUCGACACAGAUUUUGGGUUUGCGCCGCUAGUACUUGAGUGGGAAUAUUAUGAUGGUCUAGUUGAUGCAUCCCCAUUAGCUUUAUGCAGAGAUUUUCAAGAUAUUUAUAAUGGAGUUAGUUAUGUAUCUACAUCUAGAUAUUGCGAGUGUGACAGUGGGUAUGAAGGUAACCCAUAUUUACCUUUGGGAUGCACUGAUAUCGACGAAUGUAGCAAUGCAACAGUAAAGGAGUACUACUGUGGAGGGGGAACUUGUCGCAACACUAAUGGGAGUUUCUAUUGCCACCCUAGGGGGAAUGAAGGUAACCUAUAUGUACCCUGGAAUGAUCGAUGGGUUCAUCAAAGGUCAGGACACUUAACUCGAAUCAAGAUAACAUUCAUUGUUAUAGGAAGUGUGAUUGGGGUACUCAUUUUUGUCGGCUUUGGGGUGUGGAGGAUUGGAAAGUUUGUUAGAGAGGCAUUAAUGGCGAUCCGUAGAUACAUGUAUUAUAAGCGCAACGGCGGGUUGUUAUUGGAGCAACACUUGGCUUCGACUGAGAAUGGGCUCGAGAGAACCAAGCUGUUCACUUCAAAGGAGCUCAGAAAAGCUACAGAUCAUUACAAUGAAAAUCGUAUACUUGGGCGUGGUGGCCAAGGAACCGUCUACAAAGGAAUGCUGACAGAUGGAAAGAUUGUGGCGGUGAAGAAGUCGAAAAAGGUAGAUGAAGGUGAUCUUGAAGUGUUCAUCAACGAGGUUGUUAUUCUGUCGCAAAUAAACCACAGGAAUGUGGUCCGGUUGCUCGGCUGUUGUCUCGAGACUGAAGUACCUCUUCUCGUCUACGAGUUCAUCCCCAACGGCACACUCUUCCGCCAUAUCCAUGAGCCGAGCGAUGACCUCCCAUUAACAUGGGAAAUGCGUAUACGAAUUGCAUCAGAAGUGGCGGGAGCACUCGCAUAUUUGCAUUCUGCUUCAUCUGCACCUAUUUAUCAUCGUGAUAUCAAGUCGACGAACAUACUCCUGGAUGAAAAGUACCGUGCCAAGGUUUCGGAUUUCGGGGCAUCAAGGUCUGUGGCUAUUGAUCAAACACACAUCACUACAAGAGUGUUGGGCACAUUCGGUUACUUCGAUCCACAGUAUUUCCAAUCAGGCCAGUUCACAGAAAAGAGCGACGUAUACAGUUUUGGCGUGGUCGUGGUUGAGCUCUUGACGGGGGAGAAAGCCGUGACCUCAGCUAGAGCUGAAUCGGGAAAGAGUUUAGCCACACAUUUCUUGCAUACAAUGGAGGAGAAUAAACUAUUCGACAUUCUUGAUUCAAGAGUCCUCAAAGAGGGUAAGGUAGAAGACAUUGUGGCUAUUGCUCAACUUGCAAAGAAAUGUUUGCGAUUGAAUGGCAAGAAAAGGCCAACUAUGAUCGAAGUUGCUGCUACUCUGGAAGGGAUUCGUAGAGGCCUGAACGACGACAUGGUUUCCGUGCAAAAUCUUGAUGAAAACAGCAUUGAUUAUCAUUCAGCCGAGGUUUCCGACGAGUCUUCUGAUCUCUCAGAAUGCACAAUUACUGCUCAAUCAUGAGAUAUUCAAAGUCCAUUUCUUGAUGAGCCUUGAAGAAUUCCAAACCUCUAUCUUCCUACAUUUCAUCUAAUGAAAUUCCAAAGCUUUUUUUUACUGUCCCCUCUAAAUAAUAGCAACCCAUGUGUUUAUAUGUGUGUUUAUUUUCCAUCAAAUCUCCAAGGGAGAAGUAAACUUCUUUGUUGUAUAAUUAAGCAUAUGAAUGUUUUUUUUUACA